This is a messenger RNA of Engraulis encrasicolus (European anchovy), 4161 nucleotides long. It is a transcript of the gene ero1a, whose product is annotated as endoplasmic reticulum oxidoreductase 1 alpha. NCBI's taxonomy places the organism in Eukaryota, Metazoa, Chordata, Actinopteri, Clupeiformes, Engraulidae. Gene Ontology annotation, cellular component: endoplasmic reticulum; endoplasmic reticulum membrane. The record is from RefSeq and is a predicted model, not a curated record. Gene Ontology annotation, biological process: protein folding in endoplasmic reticulum. Gene Ontology annotation, molecular function: FAD binding; thiol oxidase activity; protein-disulfide reductase activity. The coding region runs from base 351 to 1802 and encodes 483 amino acids. The transcript has 16 exons.
CUAAUCUAAAGAAGUGUUUGUGAACGGUUUUAAAGGAAAUUAAGUUUAGAUAGCAAUAUGAGCAGCAUUGGAAGACCGAUGUUUUCCCCGUAUAGGUUGGAACGGCCUGGUCACGUAUGGCACGUACUGACUGAGGCAAUAGGAAGUGCAAGAAGAAGGCAAUCGAGAUUAGAGCUAUUGGUCAUUGGAUGAAUCAUGUCAGAAUGGUAACGUGGAGCUCCCGUAGUCGUCCUUUCUAUGGAAGUGACAGCAAACUUAAACGGCUGCUAUUUCCUUACUCUUAGUUAGAUUGGCGAUGCGCAGCGGGACAGGCUUCUUCAUUUGAAGGAUACUUAAGACUUGACAAGGAGAUGUGGCGCUACGGCUACGGCAUGGGAAGUGGAACAAGAAAAGCGAAACUGUCACUGCCUCUGUGUGGAAUAGUUUUCUUGGCUGUCAUUCACGGGGCACGUUCAAGUUCCGCAGCGCAGAGAUGUUUCUGCACAGUGACAGGCAGCCUUGAUGACUGUGCCUGUGAUGUCGAAACGAUAGACUCGUUCAACAACAAACAGUUAUUUCCAAAACUUCAGAAGCUACUGGCCACAGACUAUUUCAGGUUUUACAAGGUGAACCUUAACAAACCAUGCCCUUUUUGGACAGAUAACAACUACUGUGGUAGUAGAUACUGUGCAGUAAAACCAUGUACACCGAAUGAAUUGCCCGAUGGAAUCAAGUCUGGUUGGCAGAAGCAACCACCCUUUGCUAGUGAGGAUGCUGCUGAGGAGUGUGAGAGAGCAGAGAAGCUGGGUGCUGUCAACAGCUCUCUCAGUCAAGAGAUGCAGAAGGCUCUGGAGGACUGGAGCAGAUAUGACGAUGAGGAGGAGCGGUUCUGCAUGGUAGACGAUGAGGAAUGUCCAGAUUCGGAGUAUGUGGAUCUGCUGCUGAACCCUGAGCGCUUCACAGGCUACAAGGGUCCCGAAGCCUGGCAGAUAUGGAACAGCAUCUAUGAGGAGAACUGCUUCAAGCCCUACACUGUGAACCGACCUCUGAAUCCUCUAGCAAAAUAUGCCGGGGACAAUGAAGGAAGAGGCUUUUACAACUGGCUGGACGACCUGUGUGUAGAGAAGAGAGCCUUCUAUCGCCUUGUGUCCGGUCUUCACUCCAGCAUCAACAUCCACCUCAGCGCCCGAUACCUACUGGAAGAUAGCUGGUUUGGUGAGAAGUGGGGGCACAACGCCUCCGAGUUUCAGCAGCGUUUUGACGAGAGGUUGACCAAAGGGGAGGGGCCCAAGCGGCUGCGUAACCUCUACUUCCUGUACUUGAUCGAGCUGCGCGCGCUGGCUAAAGUGCUCCCCUUCUUCCAGCAGUCGUCAGUGGAGCUGUACACCGGCCAGACCGCGCAGGACCAGCAGAACAAGCAGCUGCUGCUGGAGCUCCUCACAGUGGCCAAGUCGUUCCCUCUGCAUUUUGACGAGACCUUGCUGUUCGCGGGGAACAAGAAGGAGGCUGCCAAGCUGAAGGAGGAUUUCAGGAUGACGUUUAAAAACAUCUCCAGAAUUAUGGACUGCGUGGGCUGCUUCAAGUGCCGACUCUGGGGGAAACUACAGACGCAGGGCCUCGGUACUGCACUGAAGAUCCUCUUCUCGGAGCGCCAGAUCGAGAGCUUGCCCAAAGCCCAGGGCUCCCAGGGCUCCCAGCCUCUGUUUCAGCUGAGCAGACAGGAGAUAGUGGCCCUCUUCAAUGCCUUUGGCAGAAUCUCUACCAGUGUGCGAGAGUUGGAGAACUUCCGCUCGCUGCUGUCUGGAGUCCGUGAUGAGAUGUGAUAUCUCUAAAUGUCAGUCUGUUCAUUCAGGCAGGGUUGCCAGAUGUGACUGAUGAUUUCCAGCCCAAAAAAAAUCUCAAAACCCGCCUGGAAGCACUAAAUCCUGCCCAGUUUGAGCUCAAUCCUAUUGAUUUUUAUGGGCAUAUGUCUGCAGGAAAACCCGCCAAAAUGUUUUUUACCCUUUUUUUACCCGCAUACGGCCAUCCCAAGCAGCCCAGUGGCAUCACUGCAUUCAGGUCAAAUAUAAUGCAGUAUACACUACUAUAUUACCAAAAGUACAUCAGCAAACCCAUAUAUCAGCGAAAGUAAUUCAAAAGGGCCCCAUGUGUAUAUUUUUCCUAGGGCCCCCAUAAGGGUAGAACCACUGCUGCUUAACAUGGCACAUAGGAAUAAGUAGUGUGUUUAUAAGUGUAUUUUUUUUUUAUUUUAAUUUUUUCUAUUUCUCCUUUAUGUCACUGGGGUAGCCACGUUCAGGCUGUUGCGUCUUUUCCAAGUGAGGUAUUACAAAGUAUAGUCUACCCUAAACUUGGAUUUGACGAGAUGUGCCGCCUGCCACUGCCUUUCGCCGUUGUAGGACAGAGCUGAUCUUGUGAUGGGGACUUAGUAGACAGGAACAAUAUCAUUUGCAUUCUGAUGAAGGCCUAUCUGACCUAACAUGCUGACCCAGGAUUGAUUUGUACAUCCAUCCUGUUCCGAGGUAGGAAAAGCACAUCAGGGCCAGAUGCAUACUGUACGCACAUCUUAAGUGUUCUACUGUAUUUGUUCAUGCACAGAGCACAGGUGGUUAUACUGACUGCCUGAUGUGCGUGGCCAAAUAUGUUCACUGUUAAUUAACUAAUAUGAGGUGUUAGAAACAAUUGGGCUUCAAUCAGUCGAUCAAUCAAAAUGUAUUUCUGUAACACAAUGUCACAACUAUACAGUUGACUCAAAGUGUUUUCAAAUACACUUUCUCACACCAGCUCAGGAGGCUGCCAAGAAGGUGCCAAUUGUCCGGGGUUCAUGUGAGAAAGUGCACACACAUAGACACAGACACUCACACUCAUAAUCACACUCAUACUCACACUCAAAGGUGGAAAGACUACUGAAGAAAUGUAAUAAAGUAAAAGUAUCUUAGUUGGUUUAAAUCCUACUUAAGUAAAGUAGAAGUACCUACCUAAAAAUCUACUCAAAUAAUACUUUUUUUUUAAAAAGUAUUUGAGUAAAAGUUACUUAGUUACUAUCAAUAAGCAGUUCUCUCAAGAAAUCAACUUUUCUUCUUGAAUAUUGUCCUCCAUUUGAUGUAUUUCAUUUAUUGUAUAUUUAUAUUUUAAAUGGGUGGGCCAAAUGCUGUUUGUGAUACGCAUGUGGAGUUCUACUCAGAAUGAGAUUGAGCUCUAUUGAGGAUAUAUGUCAUUUUGCAACCUCUGUGAGAUUCUGUGAGAUAAUGUCAUGAACGGGUAACAUUAUUUUUUCCCAAAAUGUCAUUUCGAUGUGAUUCGAGGUCGGUCAGUUGUGUUCAUGACUGAAAUAACAAUUUUACAGUAGGAGCCACUGGGAUUUGUACUGUUUUCCUGACUGCACUGCACCAUGCUCCUUGCAAGGUCAAGCUCGAAGCACCUUGGUCCUCCAUGUGCCGUACUAUGAACACAAACCAAGAUUUUCCCCUGCACUUUAGGCCUAUAUUGAAGCAUAUGUAAUACUAUAUUGGUCCCUCAAAAAAAUUACUAGUAUUGCAAAUGUAAUUUCUAACGUUUCUUUACAAGUAAGACGGCCUCAAGGACUGUAAAUGGCCCUCGAGACAUCCCUGCUCUAGCAUGUGGAUAGAAUGGGUGGUCAAGUCAAGUGGCUCCUACUAUGUUUUGGUUGAGUUUUCAAGCAACAUGCACUGCUCAUUUUAACUGCCGUUGCUAAAUUGACUGCGUACAGUAUGCUACACUGACGACAUACAUGGGAGCAGAAUAGACCAUUUAAUGCAUACCUAUCUCAGGGUUAUAGAAUGCACUAGUUAUUAUAGUAAGUAAUUGGUUUUGUACAUAGCCGCUAUACAUAAAAUAAAGUCUUGUAAUGGGGGAGGAAAUUACCUGUAAAAUGAAUGCAAUUGCACUUACGUUUGCCAAGCUGCUCACUGUUUGAUUGUAUUUUAUUUUUUGCUUAUGUCGUUUUUUUUUACUUGAAGUGUCUUGAAGGCUGUACUGUGUCUGCUGUGUUCACACAGUAUCCCUUACUCAUUUACAAAUGGUAUUUUUAGAUCAUUAUUUACUAAGUGUUCAUAAAGCUUUAAUAAGACUGCUAUUCAGUGUUACCCAAAUUCACCCUAUUCUGCAAUAACAUACACAAUUUGGAGUAUUUAGUAAUUUUGUGUAAUAAAGCUUGUGAACGAA